Messenger RNA from Ectocarpus sp. CCAP 1310/34, 3282 nucleotides. The record is from the annotation of a GenBank genome assembly. NCBI's taxonomy places the organism in Eukaryota, Phaeophyceae, Ectocarpales, Ectocarpaceae.
UGACGCGGCAACAACCAGCACUCUUUCUGCUCCGCGAGUCCCUAGAGGUUUAAUCCCACACCCUCCCUCCCGUUCAACAAGAUGAGAACAGCAGCCGUGGGCAUCUUGGCGGCCGGCCUCGCGACAGCGGGUGCCCUUCGGCCUAGCGGUUUCGUAGCGAGGGGCACUCCAGGGAGGGGCCAGGCGUCCGUCCAGGGCAGCAGCGGUGCCAGGACAACGAUGGUCGCGCAGCCCCCUACCAAGCCCGCGGAGGCAGAGGUGGCGCCUUCGUCGCCGGUUAGCUCCACGGGUUGGUCGCCGGCCACCUGGCGAAACAGGGAGGCCCGGCAAAUGCCCAAGUACGACGACCCGGCCCUGGUGACGGAGGUGGAGGACAUCCUGGCCAAGCAGGCCCCCCUCGUCUUCGCCGGAGAGUGCCGGGAGCUGAUGGCCGACCUGUCGAAGGCAACAAGAGGAGAAGCGUUCGUCCUUAUGGGAGGGGACUGCGCCGAAAGCUUUUCCGAGUUCAAGGUGGACGACGUACGAGACACCUUCCGAUCCAUCCUUCAGAUGUCCCUCGUCAUGACGUACGGAGGAUCGGUCCCCGUCGUUAAGAUUGGCCGCGCAGCCGGGCAGUUCGCCAAGCCACGAUCAGAGGACUUCGAGACCAUCAACGGGCAAACCCUGCCUAGCUACCGCGGGGACAUCGUGAACGGCUUGGAGUUCACGGAGGUGGCCAGGCGGAACGACCCGUACCGCAUGCUGUCCGCGUACCACCAGUCGGCUCAGGCGAGUGUGACUAUCAACCUCCUCCGGGCGUUCUCGUCCGGUGGUUUCGCCGACAUCAACAAGCUCAACGCCUGGAACAUGGACUUCGUGCAAAACACGCCCGAGGGGUCCAAGUACCGCGAGAUGGCGUCCAAGAUCGAGGACACCCUUCGCUUCAUGACUGCCAUCGGUGUGGACACGACGUCGGCCCCUUUCCGCACGACCAGGUUCUACACCGCUCACGAGGCCCUGCUGCUCUCGUACGAGCAGGCCCUCACCCGUGAAGACUCCCUCACCGGUAAGUUCUACGACUGCUCCGCUCACAUGCUGUGGAUCGGCGAGCGCACGAGGCAGCUGGACGGAGCCCACAUCGAGUUCCUGCGUGGGGUGAGCAACCCCAUCGGCAUCAAGAUCUCGCAAAAGUGUCCCCCGGAGGAGCUCGUCGAGAUCCUGGAGACGGUCAACCCGGACAACAAGGCGGGCAGGGUGACCCUCAUCACGCGCAUGUCCUCCAAGUACCUCGAGGAGCACCUGCCCAAGCUCAUCCUCGCCGUGCAGAAGGCGGGCCUCAACGUGCUGUGGGUGAGCGACCCCGUGCACGGCAACACCAUCAAGACCGAGAGCGGGUACAAGACGCGCAGAAUGGAGGACAUCCGAUCGGAGCUCAGGACGUUCUUCGAUGUGCACCAGCGCAUGGGGACCCACGCCGGAGGGAUCCACAUCGAGAUGACGGGCAAGGAUGUGACCGAGUGCACCGGGGGAGACGUGGACGAGGUGACGGAGGGAAACCUCAAGCAGCGCUACCUCACCCAGUGCGACCCCAGGUUGAACGGGAAGCAAUCGCUCGAGCUGGCGUUCCACAUCGCCAACCGCCUCCGGCGCGACCAGGGCCUGCCCCCCGUGCUCGGAGACUAACUAACUAGACUAGCCUACGUGUUCUUGCUUUUUUUAGUUGUUGAUGGUGGUAGCGGUGGUGGUGUAUCUGAUCUAUCUGUGUCCUUUUGGAGGGGUCAAGGUCGUACGUCCUUGUUCUACAAGGUGUUGGUUUUUGCAUUGCCUUUGCAUCGAAUUUCGGUGCCGUUCGGGUAGGAAGAGACAAGACUCGUGCGGCGUGGCGCUAUGUACAAUGUAAGGUAUCGACGGGGGAAUGGGUCUGGUCUUCUAGAGCUCGCAACACGACGCUUAAUGAUGUUGCCUGCCCAGCGUUGCGAGCGCCGAGCUCGCUCGGAGGAGGGCUCUCUCUCGAUUUGGUUCUUUGAGCGGUUUGUGUCUUGUCGCGUUCCACGGUUGUGCGCGAUAGGAAGGGGUCUCUGGGCUUGAAACAACUGUGCUAGGAAGAACAUCGUGUGGGCUUGCUUGGCUAAAAGCUGUACCCUGGUAUGUAGAUGUCCUCAUGCAUGCGAUGGUCCGUCCGGUAUCUGAGCGUGUUAGGUUUUGUGGAUGACUUUUGCUACUGCAGUCAUGACAUGACGCGAUAGUUUUGAGCGCUUGGCUAGAUGCGUUAGUAGUGACGGAAACUACUGUGCGUGGCGUGGAUGAAUCAUACAUCCCAGCGACGGUUGCGUGGCUUGGGAAUGAUGUUUCGGCAUCGUCUUGUUCCAUCAUGAAGGUGGCUGGCGAGUAGGUCCGGUCGACGGCACAAAGUGCAUGCACCCUUCAAGUGCAUGUGUGACGCAAAUUGGUCGAAUUGAACUCUUUUUCAAGAGCUCUUGCCUCCUCCCCACACGCACCGUGUCCAGCGAGGUUCGAUGUUGGCAUGCAAGGGUAAAUCGAAGCAAAAUGGGCGGCGUUGCGUGCCUGUCGUUUGAAGCAAACGAGGCAGUUGUAAACGGGUCGGGUUUUCAAGUGCCGCGAGGUGCUUCUGGCGACCAUCGGACGAAAGCAAUGUGUGUCGGCAGUUACGCGCAGCUUUUCGGUUUCGUCCUGGAGUUGUAGCGGACCUACAAAAUAAUAAAGAGAGAACCAGGCGGCUGCAUGGCCAAAUCCGUCGUACUGCCAGCAGCCGUGGAGAGACGAGCAAGUGGACAAGAGAGAGGGAGGUUGUUACAGUCAUUGAUCGCGGCGUUUCGUGUUUGUCAUCGAGCUAGCCCCGAAUUGGUUGAUGGUUUGCCUUAUGCAGAGUGGGUGGGUUGGUUGGACGCGAUCGUCGUUGGGGCUUGACAGUAGUUCUCUUGAGGUUGGCCGUUAGAACUGAUCGCAUAGACUAGGAUAUUUCGUUAAGCUCUGUUGUCUGUUGCUGGUAACUUUAAACGUGGAGAGGGUGGGGGGAUGUCGUGAGGGAAGCACGCUCGCGCGGAAUAUCCGUGCGGGUUGUGUGGUCCAUGAAGAACGGUUUUUGUUUUUGUUUGGUGGAGGUUUUGUGGUUUCAUCGCUGCUACCUACAAAAUGGAGGGGUUGUUGCAUGCAGCACUCUGUGUUUCGUUGUCCAGCGGCUGGGACGAGAAAAAAAGUCCUUGUUGUGCAGGAGAAAAAUGCGAUGCCAGUCGAGACGGGAAAAUAAAUAUUCAGUUGAGCAGUCGCCAAAAUCGGGUACAC